AAAUAUAAUUUGCCCCGUAAUUUGUUAUAUUUGCCCCUUAAUUUGUUAUACUGAUCUCCAAAUAUAUUACGCAUCUUCCGAUAUCUUCCACGGAUCUUUUAAUAUAUUACCACUCCAACGGCUCUUUUGACAUCCUCGAGAGGCCAUUAGGUCCUUCCGCAUCCGUCAGCCGUCACCCUCUGCAUGUGCAAAGCUCAAUCGACCAUCCGCCUGCGAAGCAAUCGCAGAAAUGAAAUGGCCGACACCUAUGGGUCUGCCAAGAAGAAUGCUUCGAGACCAUCAGGUCAGCAGUCUCACCUUCCGCGGGUGUGAAACCCUAGCCCUUCAAAAACAAUUGUUCCUAAAUUUUCAGGCAGUAGAUAAGGUUUUGGAAUGACCUAUUUGUCGAGUGAUGGCACUGAAGUAGUACGUAAAGCAAGGGUUUGAAAUUAUUCAACCAAAUUGUUUUGACCUUAAAAGCUCUUGUGGAAGUUCACAAUCAUGGAAGCCAAGGCACAUUCAUUGCAAGAAUUCCAGUUUGACGUUUUUUUUGGCAAGACUCACUAGAAUGUUUGCAAAACUGACAAUGAUCUGGACCAUUUCUCUGCUUUAAAGUUGUAAGAUUUGGACUUUUAGUAACCCGAGAUUUGCCCAUCGUGAGAAGGCAAUCAAGAGCACACUCUUGGAUGAAGAAAUGCAGGAUGCUUGAGAGAUGUUACAUGACAAAUGCAGGAUAAACUAAUUCAAAAGAAGCCCAAUCGAAAAGGUCUAAAUGUGAAUAGUCUACUGGCUGGAUGAUUCGGAUUUGCCUAAUCUGAGUAUAGUUUCGUGAGAUAACCGAAGUCUCCAACACCAAAUGUUUUGCCAAGUCUUACCUAGCAGCAUCAUUCUUGGUAAGCACAUAUUGGUGCCAGUGAUAGCUUGAACCUGCUGAUGGUACCCCUUGAUGGAACACAUUCUUGAUAGAAAUCUGAGGUUCAAGUUCCUAGAGCAGUAGAGAAGAUUUCGGCAGGACGUAUAUGGGAAGUGCACUAGAAGAAGUACGUUCCAAGCAUAGUUUAGAAAUUAUGCAACUAAAUUGUUCGGAUGAACAAAUGAAGGCCAAUACGAGAGAUCAAAAUAAGAAGUGUUGUACUGGAUGGAAUGCCAAAGAAGCCUGAAUCUUUUAAAUGAAAAGGAAAAGGAAAUGUUAAGUCUUGAGUUCGAAAUUGCAAUCAGGACAGGGAAGGCGUGUACCGAAGAAAUUGUUUUUGACGAAAAAAUGGAUACAAAAACCUAAAAAAAAAACGAAACGAAUAAAAAAAAGAAAAUUAAAAAGCCAAAAAAAAACAACAAUCAUGGCACUGAAGUAGUAUGUUAAGCACGUCUUUGAAAUUAUUCAACUAAAUUGUUUUGUAAGUUUUCUCCCACCAGAAAUAAUUUAUAGUUUUUUGUUGUUUCUAUUUAUUUUAUCUUUCAUUUCACCACCAAUAGCCACAGAUUCAGUUUUUUGUUGCUCAAUUACAUAUGCUUUGUGUGGAAUGCAGUUCUAUUUUUUUUUUACUUUCCUUUGAACAUUUUUAUCUGCAUUUUUUGUUGCAUGAUUACAAAUGCUUGUCUAGAUUACACUGCGAAUUAGAUCAUCAAUAGUUCAGGCCCUGUUUAAUGACACAUACCUUGCUGUCUUCCCGGAGCAGAUAUUAAAACAUAGACACUCUAAAAGCAUGGAACCUGAAUCAGUGCUUUUGUUUAUGAUCUUACUUGCCACUUAAGUUAUAUUUAUCAUCUUGUGUAGAUUCGUGGAUGCUCAGGUUGCUGUAAUUUCAGGCAUACUUGUGUGCUUCUAUUACCUUUUGUUUCUUGAUCUGCAGGACCUUAAAAGUUCUUGCGGAAGUUCACAAACAUGGAAGCUAAGGCACAUUCUUUGCAAGUUUGACUUUUUUUGGCAGGACUCACUAGAAGGGUUGCAAAACUAACAAUGAUCUGGACUAUUUCUCUGCUUUAAAGUUGUUAAGCUUUGGACUUUUAGUAACCCGAGAUUUGCCCAUCCUGAGAAGGCAAUCAAGAGCACACUCUUGGAUGAGGAAAAGCUGGAUGCUUGAGAGAUGUUACAUGAUAAAUGCAGGUCGCAGACGCGUACGACGAAGCUCUGAGCAUUGUGAAACUGGAUUUGGGAGUGGGCAUUAUAAAGCUAAGGUCGCAGACGCGUACGAUGAAGCUCUGAGCAUUGUGAAACUGGAUUUAAGAGUGGGCAUUAUAAAGCUAAUGUUACACACCGAAGCGCAGCAUCAAGAUUCGAGCACAUUGAAGUUGGAGGUCGCAGACGCGUACUGUGAAGCUCCGAGCAUUGUGAAACUGGAUUUAGGAGUGGGCAUUAUAAAGCUAAGAUGCAUAUGGCGGAGGUUGGAGCUCUAUGAAGUAAGAGUGGGUGUCAUCGGGCUUAGGUCAUACACAGAAGCACAACAUCAAGAUUCGAGCACAUUGAAGUUGGAGGUAGGCGUGGGUGAUUCAGACUGACUCCGAGCAUUGUGAAACUGGAUUUAGGAGUGCGCAUUAUAAAGCUAAGGUCGCAGACGCGUACGGUGAAGCUCCGAGCAUUGUGAAACUGGAUUUAGGAGUGGGCAUUAUAAAGCUACGGCGAGUGUUGAACUUUUCAUGUUUUAUUUUCACAGCAUAAGUUUGAUUAUUUGCAGUGUGUUUUAAACUCAUCUCGGAUUGGCUUAGUUUGGAUUUUAUUUUUAAACACCGAUCAUAUUUUGUUUCUUGCAAAUAAUGAGUUUAUUUUCCAGUUAAGCUCUAUUAUGUCUAUGUUUUUGAAAUUUUACAUUUAAAAGCAAUGAAGAAAGAAUAUUAAUAUAAAACUAAUUUCUUAACUCGUUGUUUUGGGUGGGCAGUUGUAUAGUUUUUGCAAAGGGCAUCAAACCUUAAGAUAAAUGGUAUUUGGUUGAAUUAAUUGGGUUAAGAGCCUAGAGAUUUCUUCUUAAUUACUGAAACAACUAUUUACUAGUCUCUGAAAUUCACUCAUAUUUAUUUGACCAAGGUUUGGUUUUUAUUUUUUCAAACACGGAUCAUACUUCGUUUCUUGGGUUUGGUUACAAAUCAUGAGUUUAUUCUAGUUGGGCUUGAAGUCUUCCUUUUUUUAAAUUUUACAUUUAAAAGCAAGAGUGAAAGAAUAAUGGUAGUUAUGCUUGGUCUCUACCAACUUUUUCCAAAGCCCAUCAAAUCUUAAGAUAAAUGGUAGUUAAUUGAAUUCUUUAAGUUAGUAUAAAGAUCCCGAGAACCUCCUUCCAAAAAACCUUACAACUCUUU
Molecule: messenger RNA, 3267 nt
Organism: Cuscuta europaea
Lineage: Eukaryota; Viridiplantae; Streptophyta; Magnoliopsida; Solanales; Convolvulaceae
Source: the annotation of a GenBank genome assembly